CCAUUUGAUUAUACUGGCCUGCCUCGCCACAGGCUAUCCCCACUUCAGUCCAUCCUGACAACCGCUCAGUGUCCUCCACCCCCCUCUGCCAAUCCCUCCACUGGCCUCCACUCAGUGUCCUCCACCCCCCUCUGCCAAUCCCUCCACUCAGUGUCCUCCACCCCCCUCUGCCAAUCCCUCCACUGGCCUCCAUUCAGUGUCCUCCACCCCCCUCUGCCAAUCCCUCCACCCCCCCUCUGCCAAUCCCUCCACUCAGUGUCCUCCACCCCCCUCUGCCAAUCCCUCCACUGGCCUCCACUCAGUGUCCUCCUCCCCCCUCUGCCAAUCCCUCCACUGGCCUCCACU
Staurois parvus is the source of this 345-nucleotide messenger RNA. The record is from the annotation of a GenBank genome assembly. NCBI's taxonomy places the organism in Eukaryota, Metazoa, Chordata, Amphibia, Anura, Ranidae.